CUGCAUUGCUCUGUGUGUUGUAUUGAGAAGGACGCGCCCAGCGCGCGCACACCGUAGACUACAGUAGAGUGAGCGAGCUGUGUAUGCCAGUGGUUUGACUGACAGCUACUUUACAGGACAGAGCAACGGCUCACAUAAUGAUGCCACACAAAGGUCUUGUUUUGUUAUGUGCAUUAAACAUUUUCCAAAUGCUGAGCGUGACUGUAGGAAGCACAGGGGGAUGUGAGUGUCCAGCGGCUACCAUAUUGACUCGCUUUCCAUCAUCUAUAUCCAACAACGAUUGUUGCUUGAACUACUCCGGGUCCACUUUCAACCAGGUGCACUGGUCUGCUUUCAUGUUAAAGACUCACCUGGAGAUUUUGGACCUGACUAAUUGUAAUAUCAGUCAUAUCGAUCACAGUAAAGUGGGAAAUACCUCCACUUCAUUGCGAUAUCUGCAUCUUGGUCAAAACAGACUGACGUCUAUUCCAGCUCAUUUCCUCGCUAAAGCCCAUAGUUUGGAGGUGCUGGACUUGGGAAUGAAUGAUCUGGCAGACUUGCCAGAUCGAUUUCUGGCGAACUCUGAACAGUUGCGGGUGCUGAUCCUUGGAUGGAACCAGCUCAGCUUUCUACCAAGUUCGAUCUUCAAGCCGUCAUUACAGCAUCUGGAGCUCUCUGGGAACCCCUGGGAUUGCACAUGCUCACUGUGGGAGAUGCUCCAUGACAACUCCAGUAGCAUUCAGGGCCUUGUGGGUAAUCUGACCUGUGAAUCUCCAAAAAGUCUAGCAGGACGAACAGUGUGGUCUUUGCAGAGCAGUGAGGUGUGCCGCUUGGCCAACCUGACCCCUCUCUUCAUCCUGCUUCCUCUCCUCCUCCUCCUCAGUCUGGUCCUGUGCUGGUGCUGUGGCAGGAAGAAGAAGAGAAAAGAGACCCUGUCAUUCAGCCCAGCUCGAAAAAGGUCCAACCACUCACAGUGCAAUGGACGGUGGCCACACACCAAAUUGCCCACAGGGGAGUCAGCCUUGUCUGUAGACAACAGAAAGGAGAACAUACUGAAGAACCAACUGGUACUUCAGCCCUCUUCCGACUUACUGGGCAGCACUCGGGACAUCUAUGAAGAGGUGGAGAUCAAACUGGGCUCGGUGGACUCGCUGGAGCCUCCGCUGUCCACCUGCUCCAUAGUAGAAACUGCAGGCAAGCAGGACCUGGACACGGUGAGUGUAACCGAGGUUCUGAAGGACUCGGCGGAUCGGGAGAAAGCUUAUAUGACCCAGUCUACUGAAUACUACAGCUUGGUUCCUGGGAUCGAGAUUGAAGACUCAGAUCAUGGAGAGUAUGAGAACGUGGAUCUCUCGUGACAUCUGAUGAACAUUUGAGAAGAUCCUUUAUUGUGUGUUUGGUUGAGAUCCUAUCAGGUAUAUUGGAGUUUUGUGCCAUGCUGUCGGAAGAGGUCAUCAGUCAUGGCGUGUUGGAGAGUACAAUGAACAACUGAACCAAAAGGAAGUUACUGAACCAGUGCAAAACCAUGACAUUUCCAUACAACAUGAAUGAAUUACUGUACAGCUAUGAUCAUGUGUCAGAGGCUGUUUGCAGACUCAAUAGGUCUGUUGCCAACUUAAGCUAUUAUAUAGCUGUUGCCUUUAUACAUUGUAUCUGCAUUGUAUAUCUUUGUCCAUUCUGUCCAUCAUUUUAUGUUAAUUUGAAUGUUUUAUUGUUAUAAUAUAUAUGUUGUAUUUCCAAUAUAUUUACAUUGUCUAUAUUAAGUGUUAUAUAUUAUGAUAAUUUAUAUCACAUUUAUGAAGAAGAACAUAAAUCAGCUUUAUUUGCAUUCAAGGCAAAAAUCUAGAGCAAGAGAUUAUUAAACAGAACUAUAGCCUGGCCUGUGGUCCUUAUCAUGAGUAGAUAAAUUACCAAAGAUGAACCGAGAGCUACAAUUCACUUUUGAUUGAUAUAUCAUUUCUCAUCCAUAUAGCAAGUUAUGAAGGGUUACUGUUUAUGUAACACUAUAAAAACAGUGAUCAUUUAAUGGUAGGAUAUUUGACUUAUGGACGUAACACUUAACCUUGUUAAUCAUUUAUCUUAGUUUGUUAAAAGUAAAAUUUCUCUUUCAAAUUGAAAGUGCUUUUCUGAUGGCUGCCUAAAGUUUUUAAGUAGAAUCAAAUUGGAUAAACAAGUUAUUUACUUGCUCUUUUAAAUUUGGACAUAUGUUAACUUGUCCACACUUUAAGUUUUUGUCACUUAUAAAAACAAGCUGAAUUUGCUAUCUAAUAAAAUACAUAACUGUAUUUUAUCUGUACAAAUGCUACACAUAUCAUAAGCUUUACUGUCUAAUGGUGGGUAUAUGCAUAUCCUAAGAAAAUAAAAGUUGGAUCUACUUAAAAA
Paramisgurnus dabryanus is the source of this 2361-nucleotide messenger RNA. RefSeq lists its product as uncharacterized. Gene Ontology annotation, biological process: defense response to virus; positive regulation of interleukin-6 production; toll-like receptor signaling pathway. Gene Ontology annotation, cellular component: plasma membrane. NCBI's taxonomy places the organism in Eukaryota, Metazoa, Chordata, Actinopteri, Cypriniformes, Cobitidae. Gene Ontology annotation, molecular function: protein binding; pattern recognition receptor activity. The record is from RefSeq and is a predicted model, not a curated record.